This is a messenger RNA of Lineus longissimus, 2237 nucleotides long. Its product is annotated as serine/threonine-protein kinase Nek2-like. The record is from RefSeq and is a predicted model, not a curated record. NCBI's taxonomy places the organism in Eukaryota, Metazoa, Nemertea, Pilidiophora, Heteronemertea, Lineidae. Gene Ontology annotation, molecular function: ATP binding; protein kinase activity. Bases 118 to 1449 code for a protein of 443 amino acids. The transcript has 8 exons. Gene Ontology annotation, biological process: protein phosphorylation.
ACAGAUGAAAAAUAUCAUUUUACAAUAAAAACCGAUUUAUUGACUGAUUUUCAUGUGAAACAUCGCAAUAAGGUGUUCCUUGUUAGUCCUAGAAAUAUUAUAAGCAACCCAAGAAUUAUGCCAAGUUCACUAGAAGACUAUGAGAUCCUUUAUUCUAUUGGAUCAGGGUCUUAUGGAACAUGCAAGAAGAUCAGACGCAAAAAGGAUGGCAGGCUGUUGGUGUGGAAGGAGAUGGAUUAUGGCACCAUGACAGAAGCAGAGAAACAGAUGUUGGUGUCCGAAGUCAAUCUACUGCGCGAGCUUAAACACAAACAUAUUGUGCGGUAUUACGACCGUAUCAUCGACCGGAGCAAAUCUAUGUUGUACAUCAUAAUGGAAUACUGUGAAGGGGGCGAUUUGUCAACACUCAUCAACAAAUGCAGAAAAGAAGGACAAUAUCUUGAUGAAGACUUCAUCUGGAAAAUGAUGACCCAGAUUACAUCAGCCUUGAAGGAAUGUCACCGACGGAAAGGUGGUCAGGCAGUGCUCCACAGAGAUCUCAAACCUGCAAACGUCUUUUUAGAUGCUACCAGAAAUGUCAAAUUAGGCGACUUUGGCUUGGCUCGAGUUUUACAACACGAGACGAGCUUUGCAAAGACAUUUGUAGGAACACCAUAUUACAUGUCACCAGAACAAAUGAACUAUAUGCAGUACAAUGAGAAGUCUGACAUCUGGUCACUCGGUUGUCUGAUAUAUGAACUCUGUGCCCUCCAUCCACCAUUCACUGCCACUAACCAGAAAGACCUUGCUGUCAGAAUCAGAUUAGGAAAAUUCUCAAGAAUUCCUGUACAGUUUUCAGAAGAUCUCAACAGAAUGAUUGGCAGUAUGCUCAAAAUCGAGGAGGACCAACGACCCACGAUAGAAGAUCUCUUGGAGCACCCCCAGAUCUUGAAACGUACAUCACUGUCUACUAGUGACAAAAAAGAGGACCAAAAGAAAGAGGGAGAGGUGCUGAAACAGCGCGAGGAAGCUUUGAAGACAAGGGAGAAACUUUUAGAGAAGAGAGAGAGGGAGUUGGAAGCUAAACAAAAAAGUUUGGAACUCCGUGAAAGAGUGGUGGAUGAAAAAAUGCAAAGGGCUGAACGAAUGCUUCAAGAAGUCAGGCAAUCACGGUUGAAAACGCGAGACAUUAUGGAAAGUUCUCCAGAUUUCAAAUAUCAAAUCCUCCCAUCAUGCCUGCAAAAGGAAUCCAUACCAAGGCGAGAUGUGACACCUAAGAAAAAAGUUCACUUCAACGAUUUCUCAGAAAAGGAAAAUUAUAACAUGGUGAAUGACAAAUAUCGUGGAGAGGUUGAAAAACGUGAUGGUUUGAAAGAGAGGCUUCACAAGGCAAAGAUUCGUGCUUUGGAACUCCGGAACAUGGAAAUUGAGUCCAAGAUUAAGACGCGACAGCUUCUUGGAUUACGAUGAUCAAAUGUCAUUGCGCAGUGUAUUUGCAUUGAACUUAGUGGCCCAUAAAAAUUGCCACACAAUUUACAAACAGUGAACUCAGUAUUUACAUAUCCAGACACAAGCAUUUUGGGAAGGGGUUUAUUAGCUGCUGGACAGUGACAUCUAUUCCAAAGAGGCGCUGUUGAAUAUGCAAGAGGAUGGAAAGUCUACUCAGUAACUCUCUGUACAUGUACAGUGGACCAGAUAAGUGACUCUGCAUGUAAAAGCUGCACUACCUGCUUUUGUGUAGCAUUAAUGUACAUGCAGAUUUUAUAAUCCAGUUUAAACUGGCUUCAAUCCAUAUGGCCUCUUACAUGUACGUACAUGUACUUACACUGGAGGACACUUCAAGUUCUUGGGCAUUUUUUACUUCAGAUUUUGAUUGCUCAUUCUACAUUUUACAAUCUAUGUACACAUAUAAUCUUGACCAACAGGACAAUGAUACUCUGAUCAUUAAAACGUGCCAUUUUGCCAAGUCAGUCAUUCACUCGAUGUUUGCAAGGGCCAGUGGUUGCCACGAUGCAAGUUUGUUACCAUUUUCUUAUUUGACCUGUUCUCAUUCAUGAUACUUUGAUUUCAUGGGAGGGGGUCAAAUAUGAUAAUGGUAUUAUAACUAAUUGACAAUCCUUAAGCUUUUUGUAUAGAGUGCAACACUUGAAUUCUUUUAAAAAAGCAAAUCUUGAUUCCAAUGUUCUGAUAUAAGGAUAUACAUGUAUUGAGACUAAUUUAUGAGAAGAUGCGUUAAUUUUAGAACUAGUAAAUGUACA